CUCAAAUGAGAGCCCUGGCAUUACUUUUCGCAAAGAUUUCGUCUGAUCGAGAACUACUGUUAACUAAACGGUAUCAAAGCUGAACCAUGAAGCUGAUGUACACAUGCCUCCUGCUGGUGGCUCUCACAGCCUACCAAAUCGAUGCCAGGCCAUUGAACCUCCUCGAGCGAUUCAAGCGUCAAGUUGGCAUGGGACCAUCGCCAACCGGAGAUGGUAUGGGACCAAGCCCAACUGGUGAUGAUAUGGGACCAAGCCCAACUGAUGAUGAUAUGGGACCAAGCCCAACUGAUGAUGAUGAUGAUAUGGGACCAAGCCCAACUGGUGAUGGUAUGGGACCAAGCCCAACUGAUGAUGAUAUGGGACCACAUCCAACAGGGGACAAACCAGAAUGCGAUGAUGACGAUUGUGAAGAAGAAGGUGGCAAGGGAGGCAAGGGUGGCAAAGGAGGCAAAGGAGGCAAAGGUGGCAAAGGAGGCAAAGGAGGCAAAGGUGGUGAUGAGGAAGAGAGCGGCAAAGGAGGCAAAGGUGGUAAAGGAGGCAAAGGUGGUGAUGAGGAAGAGAGCGGCAAGGGUGGCAAAGGAGGCAAAGGUGGCAAAGGAGGCAAAGGUGGUGAUGAGGAAGAGAGUGGCAAGGGAGGCAAAGGUGGCAAAGGUGGCAAAGGAGGCAAAGGUGGUGAUGAGAAAGAGAGCGGCAAGGGAGGCAAAGGUGGCAAAGGAGGCAAAGGUGGUGAUGAGAAAGAGAGCGGCAAGGGAGGCAAAGGAGGCAAAGGUGGUGAUGAGAAAGAGAGUGGCAAGGGAGGCAAAGGAGGCAAAGGAGGCAAAGGUGGUGAUGAGAAAGAGAUCGGCAAAGGAGGCAAAGGUGGCAAAGGUGGUGAUGAGAAAGAGAGUGGCAAGGGAGGCAAAGGAGGCAAAGGUGGUGAUGAGAAAGAGAGCGGCAAGGGAGGCAAAGGAGGCAAAGGAGGCAAAGGUGGUGAUGAGAAAGAGAGCGGCAAGGGAGGCAAAGGAGGCAAAGGUGGUGAUGAGAAAGAGAGCGGCAAGGGAGGCAAAGGAGGAAAAGGUGGUGAUGAGAAAGAGAGCGGCAAGGGAGGCAAAGGUGGCAAAGGACAGGAGGGUGGCAAGGGAGGCAAACAAGGAGGAAAGGGCGGCGAAACGUCCGGGAAGAAACAAAACAAAAUAUUAAAAUGAACUUUUCGCCUAACGCUGUCCGAGCAAUGACAAUUUAUAAGUGUCAUCAUAAGAUUUACUAUUGGUCUUAUAUUUUAUAAAGAAAUUAAAUCUGAUUGUUGCCGCUUUAAAAAGCGCUAGAUUCAAAUAAAAUUAAGAGCUGGCAAUCGUUUUACAGAAGAACUGAAUCAAAGACUGUGCGCUGAACAAUUCCAUUAUGAUUUCUCGCCCGCCGAAGAUUCAUAAAAAUCGCGAGUCCCUCAAAUUCUGAAGACCGAUUUUCGUUGAUCUUUCAAGAAUGUUCCAAAACGUUUUGAGAGCAGUCACCUUAAUGAUCGCCUAGAAGUCGCUCUGCUGACUUGAUGAAAAAAAACGAAAUAAGACGCCAUUUUAAAUCAGUCCCAGGUUAAACUACUGUGCCAAAAAAAUAUCAACGCGAAUCGAUGUUAGCAUGUAAAAGAUAUGUAAUGAAAUUGUGAUCACUAUAA
Lineus longissimus is the source of this 1651-nucleotide messenger RNA. RefSeq lists its product as uncharacterized. The coding region runs from base 87 to 1184 and encodes 365 amino acids. The transcript has 2 exons. The record is from RefSeq and is a predicted model, not a curated record. Lineage: Eukaryota; Metazoa; Nemertea; Pilidiophora; Heteronemertea; Lineidae.